Plenodomus lingam JN3 is the source of this 849-nucleotide messenger RNA. The record is from RefSeq and is a predicted model, not a curated record. Lineage: Eukaryota; Fungi; Ascomycota; Dothideomycetes; Pleosporales; Leptosphaeriaceae.
AUGUUCGGCAAACGCUCUUUUGCUAGCUCGAAAGACCGUUCGGGCAAGAUAACCAAAGCACCGAAGAGAUCGUUUCGCGAAGCGACGAAGCAGAAGGUGUUGGUCGAGAGGGUGGAAGCGCGCAAGGCUAACCCAAUGGCAGAGAGAGAUUCUCCGAGUUUGACCUCUGCUAUUGUGACUGUAAUCGUUGGUGCAGACCAACGAACCUUUGCCGCGCACGAAGAUGUCUUGUCUCACUCCCCCUUCUUUGCAGAGAUUCUGCGGGACCAAUUCUUCGAAUCCACCACUCGCCGCAUCGAUCUGCCCAUGGAAGAACCCGAGAUCUUCUCGUGCAUCCUCGAGUAUCUGUACAAAGGUGACUACUAUCCUCGCUUGGUGCAAGACAAGCGUAGGCAAACCUGGAUGCUCGAAGGUGCCAUGAGCUCUCCCGACCCAAACAAACACGGCGACCGUCCCACCGCUGUGGAACCGACCUUUUAUCACUCUGGUGUAGGUGAUGUGCUCCUGAGAGACACAGCCGUCUACUGCGCCGCCGAUCGUUACGGCCUCGACGAACUCAAGAAGCUGUCUUUGCGCAAGCAAGGCUUGCAGAGUGGAAUCGAGGUCGGGACGAUCCUGCGUUCAGCGCGCUAUGCAUAUGACAAUACAUCAGACAGCGACAGCCACUUGCGGGCACACUACCUCGCUCUAAUCAUCCGAAGCAGGAAGACCUUCAAGCGUAGUGGCACCAUGCAGAUGGAAAUGGAGAUGGGGGGUAAAUUGUUCUUUGACCUGUUCGUGGCUAUGUGUAAUCAUGUUGAUGAUCUCGUGGACGUGAGCAAUGCUCGCGGAACUCCAAGGACCAUCUGA